This is a messenger RNA of Botrytis sinoallii, 249 nucleotides long. RefSeq lists its product as uncharacterized. The transcript has 2 exons. Bases 1 to 249 code for a protein of 82 amino acids. Lineage: Eukaryota; Fungi; Ascomycota; Leotiomycetes; Helotiales; Sclerotiniaceae. The record is from RefSeq and is a predicted model, not a curated record.
AUGGCUGAGAACGGAUCAACAUCCACAUCUUCCGUACGGUACAGGACGCAGUCUAGCUACUUAUUCGACCAUACCAUCCUUGGCCUUAUCGCAUUUGCAAAAUUCAGGUCCGGCCCAAGAAAAGCUAAAACCACGUCAGUUUUGCCCAGUCGUUACACAGCCGCCGUCGCUCAAUAUUUCUCAUUCAAUAGCUUGAGGGAGAAAAGAAAGAAGAAGAAGAAGAAGAAGAAGAAGAAAGGAGUAAAAUAG